AUGUUUGCCCCAAUUAAUAGCAGAGUGAUAAAUAACUUGGGAAGAAACUCCCUAGUGACAUUCACUCGUUCCGUUGCUCAGAUCACUUCCAUACAUGCCAUAACCUCCAUCAAAACCGAACCAUCAGUAAAACAACAUACAGUUGAAGAAGGUAACAAGAGAAAAAUGUUACUAGAAAGACCAGGUCUAUUCGGUAUCAAACGUGGUAUGAUCACUUGGUUUACUGAAGAUGGAUUGAAUCAUGCGGCUACAGUUGUUGAAAUAGAUUCUUGUGAAGUUGUGGGCCAUAAAAAGAAAGAAGAAACAGGAUAUGAUUCAGUUAUCAUUGGAGCUAUUGAUAAGUUAAAGAAUGUCAGAAAUGCUGACCUUAAGAAAUUCACUGAAGCUGGUGUUUGUCCUAAACAAAAACAUGGAGAAUUUAGAAUUAGAGGUACUAAUGAAGCUGGUUUCAUUCCAGUUGGAACUGAAUUAAGAGCUGAUUAUUUUGCUGUUGGACAAAUGGUUGAUGUUGCCGGUAUUACCAAAGGUAAAGGGUUUGCCGGUGUUAUGAAGAGACAUGGUUUUAAAGGUUUAAAAGCAACCCAUGGUGUUUCUAAAGCACAUAGAUCUGCUGGUGGUAUGGGUGGUAAUCAAAACCCAGGUAGAGUUUUACCAGGUAAAAAAAUGGCAGGUAGAAUGGGUGGUAGAAAUAACACUGCUUUUAAUAAAGAAGUUUUGCAUGUUGAUGGAGAUGCUGGUGUUCUUAUUCUUAAGGGUAAUAUUCCUGGUCCAAACAAAUCCAUUGUUAAAAUUAGAGAUGCUGUUAAACUUUAUGGACAAUCCCUCAAUGUACUUGCCAAACAAUAA
This is a messenger RNA of Hemisphaericaspora subhashii, 846 nucleotides long. RefSeq names its product mitochondrial 54S ribosomal protein uL3m. The transcript has a single exon. The record is from RefSeq and is a predicted model, not a curated record. Lineage: Eukaryota; Fungi; Ascomycota; Pichiomycetes; Serinales; Debaryomycetaceae. Gene Ontology annotation, cellular component: ribosome; mitochondrial large ribosomal subunit. The coding region runs from base 1 to 846 and encodes 281 amino acids. Gene Ontology annotation, molecular function: structural constituent of ribosome. Gene Ontology annotation, biological process: translation.